Molecule: messenger RNA, 1170 nt
Organism: Colletotrichum navitas
Lineage: Eukaryota; Fungi; Ascomycota; Sordariomycetes; Glomerellales; Glomerellaceae
Exons: 4
Coding region: 249-986 (245 amino acids)
Source: RefSeq, a predicted model, not a curated record
CGACCGACCGGGUUACACCAGGAACCGCCAACGAUCCAAGGAAGAAAAGAAGAGGAAUUGUUUUCCCUCCAGCGCCAGCUGUACCGGUAUGGCUGUCUGACUUUGCUGCCCACGCUACACCCACUACUGCAAAGGGCGGGAGCCUAGCCUCAUCCCGGAGUGCUGGUUCGAGGUGGGCGCACCGCCGCCCGCCUGUCCUAUAUCCGGCUUGACGUUGUGCAGCAUCCGCCGUCACCACCUGCCAUCUGAUGUUGCACACCCGCCCUGUAUCUUUUCCUCCACAAGACCAGAUCGCUCAUGACGAGGUCAGUCGCCGAUGGCUGUGUAUUUCGAUUCACCAUGCGACGUCGCCUUGUUUCUUUUCAACAAGCCUGCUGGCCAGCGUACAAUACGACCUCCAUACACGGAUUCGAAUUGUUUGGAUCCGGGGGCACCGGUCGAAAUUCGACUGCUGUCGUGUGGGUCCUGUUGUGUUGUGCUUCCGAAGCAACGGCGCUGGUCACCCCAUCAGGCUGGGGAUUGUUGUGCCAGGGCACGAAGCUCAUUGUUUGGUCAACGAUUUAUGUAGUGGCGGCUUGUUCCGCCCCUCGAGGGAUCCCGACGGUCAUGUCACAUCGUCGAGUCGUGGCAUGGACAAGCUUACCAACAGUCAUCGACUGGGUCUGGAUCCCAGUUCUCGAUCCGUCCGUCACCGAAAUCUCAAUCGGCUUUUCCCUGUGUCAAGCCCAGGGCGGCAUCAGAAAUCCGGUGUCUCAUAUCGCACGGUUUCAUAUGCCUGCCUGCCUGUCAGGCAGAUUGAUCAGAUCACAAAACUGAGUCUCCAACUGUACCAACGACUGAUUGUAGCUACUAAUCGAUGUUCCAACGCCCUGCGACUUCUAACCAGCGCCUCUUGGCUGGUUCACAUAAUGCUGCAGGCGCUGGUAUGUGUAGGACCAUCCAAUGACCGGCGACGUGUGCUUCUGAGCGCCCCAAUACGCAUCUAGUGCGUGCAUGUCGAGCAUGCAAACUUGUCGAAAUGACCUGUCACAUAGUACAUGAGAUGCGCAGAUGAUCAGGUUUUGCGUCGAAAUCCGUCAAAGCCCACUGAUGUACUGGCCACACAGCCAAUUCCGUUGAGGUCUUCGUCGAGAACACGACUUGUCACAUCAGCCACAUCGCCUGGUUGCG